Molecule: messenger RNA, 675 nt
Organism: Symbiodinium sp. CCMP2592
Lineage: Eukaryota; Dinophyceae; Suessiales; Symbiodiniaceae
Source: the annotation of a GenBank genome assembly
AUGCGUUUCUUGGACAAGCAGACCUACACUGUUUGGUGCCUGUCACCGGCCUCCAGCAACGGCGUGGACGUCUCCAAAGCCCUAGCAGAGGCUUUUGGCGGGCACCCGCUGGAUUUGGAGGAGCUUUGCCUCCCGCAGCCGGACACGGUUCCGCUGUCGGAGUUGGGCUACAACCUUAUCAGUGGCCUCCACAACGAAGGCAAGUUCACAGCUUAUCUCGCCCGAAUAGCAGAGCACAUGGGUGCCGAGGUCGUGGACGGCGUCGGACUGGCUGCUUUCGCCAAGGUCUACCUGGACAACAAAGGUCCGGGCUUUCAAUACACGGACGUGGUCAAAGACAUGUACCAGUCCCCUUGGAUGAAGGUCAGCCCGUACGCCGCCUGCAUCUCGAACCGCAAUGCCUCCUCGCAAGACGUGGAGGUGGCCAUCGCCUGGGGCUGUCAACAUCUUACAGGCGAGUGGAACUGCAAUCAUAUCGACAAAGGCUGCCAAAGUGACGUCUUCGCCAAAGGCGAUUGGGUCUUUAGCCGCUAUUAUCGACAUGCGCAGACUGGGUCCAACUCCCUGGAGCAAUGCAACUUCCACGGUGCGGCCAUGUUUGCCAGCCCACACGUGUAUCGGCGCGUUGCUUCAAGCUGCAUCCUCGCAGACGAUGAGUUGUCGGCCAAGCUGUGA